AUGUCCGCCCCCUUAGCGGGGUCAACGCGCCUUCCUUCUCUCACUCUCUCCUCCUGCGAGUCGACGAUUAAUAAAAAGACUCCUAAAAGGGGUUUUAGGAACGGAAGACUUUUGGUGGGUUUUCGAUCUUCUCUCUCUUCUUCUUCUCUUUCUUCUUCUUCUUCUUCUUCUUCUUCUUCUUCUUCUUCUUCUUCUGUUCCGCGAGGGGAAAGCGCCGCCCCCCUGAAGAAUAACGGUAAGAUUUCAUCACCGUCGUCGUCUAAAACCACGGAAGAAGAGAAGGACCAAAGGUUCUUUUUACCACGACGAAAAGAAGAAGAAGAAGUGAGAAAAGUAAUCAUUCUUUGGGAUCUGGACAACGUGAACCCGGGGACGACGUGCGAACGAUUCGCCAUAAACGCAAAGAGAAUAAAAAAAGCGGGGGAGAAAUUUGGUCGAGUUGUCGCUUUUCGAGCGUUCGCUGGAAUGCAAACGAGUCGAGACUUGAGCGAAUGUUGUAACAAUUCAGACGAUUCAGACGAUAACGAUAACGAAGAUGAUACUAAAAAUAAGGACGAAAACGAGGACGAUACUUCGACGAAAGUAAUAAAAGGAUUUAAAAGAACGUUCGAGAGGUUAAAUUUGAAAACGGAGUUUUACCUGGACGGGCCGGACGCCGCGGAUUUGAGGUUGGGGAGACGUUUGAUGGAAUUCGCGAACGAGAGUCAAGGGAAGAAGAUUCAAGACGUGCCGGCGUUUAUUACCAGGCGGGCAGAAGAGGCAUGCUUUCUUACCUCCGACGACGUAAACGACGACAUCAAUGAAGAUAACGAUGAAGAUGAUGAAUACGAUACAACUUUUCCGUCGUGCGACCCGGAACUUAAACACGUUUCCUUUUGCGAGCAAACCAGAAGAGAAUAUAGAAACUUGGCCAUGGCGAAGCAGGAAUUGCUCAAACUGGAAGGAGAAAAGAUUCACGCCACGUGCUUGGAGGAAAAGUGCUCGCCAGACGAAACGAAAUUACGUCAGAUUGUAAAGAAUAGAAAACACGUGGCUAUCGUCGUUACGAACGAUCGCGAUUUGAAGUUACCGCUAGAUUACGCGAUCUCGAUGGACGUUUGCGUGGUGUUGAUUGGCAACUUUGUGGACAACUCGUCGAAAAAGAUGAGAAAUUUAGUCUCGUCGUCUUCUAGAAAGAAGAAGACCUCUUUCAGACGUUUAGGAGGAGGAGGAGGAGGAGGAGGAGAAAAAAGACGAAAAGAUUCGCUUAAUCAAAUAAGUUGGAGUGCGUAUUUAGACACCGUUCGAUUAGCGGCGCAGAAGCGGCCGAUUGCGAGACUGAAGUUAUUAGAAAACGCAGACGCGGCUUUAAUUUGGGAUUCCGCGCGAAGGUUCACGGUGAGCGAGGACGAAAGAGACGUCUUGGCUAAUGCGAAAUCGAACAGUAAGGAGUAUGAAGUGAGUUGCCCGGGGGACGUGGUUGGAAUGUGGCGACGGCAUAAAUCCGGCGUCGGUGCCUGGUUUUCAUCGUUCGACGAAGAUCGGUAA
Molecule: messenger RNA, 1527 nt
Organism: Bathycoccus prasinos
Lineage: Eukaryota; Viridiplantae; Chlorophyta; Mamiellophyceae; Mamiellales; Bathycoccaceae
Exons: 1
Coding region: 1-1527 (508 amino acids)
Source: RefSeq, a predicted model, not a curated record